AUGACCGAGAUCUCUUCAGCAAUCAAGGAGGAUCAUGCGACCUGGCAGUCUGGGAUGAACAUUCGGGUUCGCCACUUGAAAGCCCGGUUGGGAGAAUCCGUCGCGUCGAGCAGCAGCAUCAAUACUCCCAAGCGCAUUGAGACACCGGACCUCACGACGGAUGACGAGGACCCGGCUCCCGCACCUCACCCGCUCAUUAGAGAAAACAUUUCCUUCGCUCCUCUGCCGCUCUCGUCGGCGAACUGGUCUCUUGUAGAGGAGCUGGAUAAGGCAUCCGGGGGCGCCACCAAACUGUUCGACAUAGACGCUGUCAUCAAGCAUGAAUGGCAGGAGGAGGAGCGACGUCGUUUCAUGACGGACCUGGCCAGCGCACCCAUCGGUUCUUCCAAGGACGAGCAGCGUAAGAGAGUCAAGAGUGGCUACGCAAAUUACCUUAAGAUUGCGGACGAGAUCGGCUGGGGUGGCGUCAAGAUCAAAUCCGAGAAAGAAUUAGGAGAGAUCCUUGGCCCAGACCGUCGACGAACUUCAACAGGCUUAUCAGAACGUGAUCACUCCAUGCAACCCACGGCUAACCAGCAAGCGACCCGCGGAGAGUGCCCCCCUCGACUCGCCUGCAGCUACAUGAACGAAGGGCGUAGCAUUUAG
Molecule: messenger RNA, 645 nt
Organism: Neurospora crassa OR74A
Lineage: Eukaryota; Fungi; Ascomycota; Sordariomycetes; Sordariales; Sordariaceae
Exons: 3
Coding region: 1-645 (214 amino acids)
Source: RefSeq, a predicted model, not a curated record